This is a messenger RNA of Nymphaea colorata (pocket water lily), 2251 nucleotides long. RefSeq lists its product as uncharacterized. The transcript has 9 exons. The coding region runs from base 504 to 2054 and encodes 516 amino acids. The record is from RefSeq and is a predicted model, not a curated record. NCBI's taxonomy places the organism in Eukaryota, Viridiplantae, Streptophyta, Magnoliopsida, Nymphaeales, Nymphaeaceae.
CUGCCUUCCUACCGCCAUUCUUGUUCCAAAGCUUGGAAAUGAAGGUGCUCAUGCUUUUCAUGACAUUGAGGGUGCCUUUAAGUGUAGGUGGAGUCAUGUGAUCCUCAACCAAAUUAAAGAAAUCACACCCACAUUUCACUUCAUCUCCUUCUUCUCUUCUUGUUUCAUUAAUCAUGGGGUGGUUGCCUUACUCUAGGAUUUGUUAAUGUAAAUGGUCGCUCUCUUGUUGAGAUUGGAACCCGUGAUCUCCCAUUAACUUGCAGAAAUCACAAGCCAUUACAAACAUAGGCGGAUUCCUCGAGACCUUGGCUUUCUUUACUCUCUUCUCAAUCAAAAACCAUUUCAUUUGCUAUAAUUGAGCAUCCAUUAUUUCAGUUUGAAGACAGUGGCGGGAAUUUCAUUUCCCAUUUUACCCUGAAGUCGACUCUCAGGCUUUUCUGGUUUAUAGUUAUUGCUUCCUCUUCUUUGUUGAAGCUCAAGUUUCUGUCUUAUAUUGUGAUACCAUGAAAUUGGAGGAUCUCAUAACGCGGAACAGGCAGAUGGAGCAGAAAAGUAUGCAACUGCAAGGGGAGGUAGAAGAGUUGCAAAAGAUAUUGCAAGGGCAGCAAGAAUUGCAGAAGGCUCUGCAGAAUGCGCUUGAUAAACCCUUGAUGCCUCACCGUAACAUUUAUCCUUCUCUUCCGCAUAAGGUUCAGCUUCUCAUCUCAGAGAUUGCUGCAGUUGAGGAAGAGAUAUCUUAUCUUGAAGAGAGAGUUAGAGAACUUAGACUGAGCCUGCAUCAUGAGCAAAAACAAACUGAAGAAUCAAUAACUCGGAACUCCUUCCAGCAGAGGAACCAACAUCAUAGAAAAUCCUCUGUCGCUCAAACAAGAAGUGAACCUGGCGAUCUACAGCGAUCUCCACUACAAAGUGAAUGGACAUUCUCUUGGAGUCCCUGUUCUGAUACCAGAGCACAGGGUUGUGGCAGCAAUUUCCACAACCUCAUAGUAAGAGAAAAUGAGGAAGGACAGAGAUGCCACAAUAAGAAAGUCACAGAAGUCUACAGAGAGAAGCCCAACCAACUCUCUGAAGAACUGGUGAAGUGUUUGAUCAGUAUUUUUCUAAGACUGAACAGAGGAGCAUCGCCUGAAACUGAAACUGCAGCUACUUUUCCUAAGAUUGCUCUUUCUUGCAUGAGCUCCAGGAGCUUCAGUUCUAAGCCUUCCCUGAACUCUAGAACACCAAUCUCUCUCUCGAAUGUUUCGUGUCCUCUGCUUGACCCUUACAACAUGGUGGUCAACCACGAUUGCAUUCCAGGAGAUUUUGGUCCAUACAAGAACUUUAUUCAGUUAACCAGGAACUCAUUGAAAGUUAGCCAUAUGCCACAUUGCAUGUCUUAUCUUGAAAAGUUGAGAAACUUGAUGAACAAGCUGUGCACUGUGGAUUUGAGGUUCAUGACAUACAAAGAGAAGUUAGCGUUCUGGAUAAAUGCAUACAAUGCCUGCUUUAUGCAUGCAUUUCUUCGUUAUGGAUUGCCUUCUGCACCAGAAAAAUUGCUCGCCCUGAUGAACAAGGCUGCAUUAAACGUGGGUGGUAUAGUACUGAACGCAAUGGCAAUUGAACAUUUCAUUCUCAGACAUCCUUCUAAAUUUACCAGUGGAAAGAUGGACGAGAAACAGAAGCUGUUGAGGCACGUAUAUGGUUUAGGCUACCCUGAGCCCAAUGUGGUUUUUGCUCUCUGCCGUGGCAGCUGUUCUUCCCCUGCUGUGAGAGUGUACACUGCAGAAAAUGUGAUGAGUGAACUAGCAACAGCUAAAGCAGAGUAUUUACAGGCUUCAAUUGGAGUUACUUCUAAGAGAAAGAUAGUAGUACCCAAGCUACUGCAAUGGUACAUGCAUGAUUUUGCAGAUGACUUAAAAUCACUCUUGAAGUGGAUUUGCAGUCAAUUGCCAAGAACUGCACCUUUGACGAACUCAAUAAUGGAGUGCCUGAAAGGAGAAAGGAAGUGGCCGAUCCAGCAAAUGGUGGAGGUGCAGCCUUAUGAGCCUGAAUUCCGUUACAUACUAGCAUUAUAGACUAUUAAUUGUUCCUGUGUACAGGUAAAAACUCGAAAAUCUAGCCAGAUUGUGCUGCCCAUUUUAUGUACUCAUCUCCAAAUGUCCAGUGUAUAUGCGCCUUGUUAAUUUGUUAAAACUUAAAAGCAGAAGAAAUUGUACAAAAUGUGUGAUGCAUAUCCUGACAAACCUACCCCAGAAUUUAUUUCAUAUCUACU